Galleria mellonella (greater wax moth) is the source of this 2913-nucleotide messenger RNA. It is a transcript of the gene emp, whose product is annotated as scavenger receptor class B member 1. The record is from RefSeq and is a predicted model, not a curated record. The transcript has 12 exons. Gene Ontology annotation, molecular function: scavenger receptor activity. The coding region runs from base 457 to 1995 and encodes 512 amino acids. Gene Ontology annotation, cellular component: lysosome; cytoplasm; membrane. NCBI's taxonomy places the organism in Eukaryota, Metazoa, Arthropoda, Insecta, Lepidoptera, Pyralidae.
CGGUGCAGACCGCAGCGCCCGUGCCGGUAAAAGGGGACUCAAAAAGUCAAUGAACAGGUCGAAAAUAUAAAUCCGAAAAAAGUUUGUGCGACGAGCUGUGACGUUGAUGUCUGAAAAACUGUCAUAAUCUCGAAAAAGCAAAUAGUAAUCUGUGGCAAAUAAUAAUUAAAUAAUAAAUCGUGCAGUGUUUGUGUUUUGUGAUAAACCCACUUUAUACAUAAAAAUUAUACUGCAGCCGUAUUCAUCUACCGCAAGGUGCGCGCGCGCAUGAUUUGAAUUCGCCAAGCGCAUCGUAUCCAGUUGACGAGCGAACACCGCGGAGAGAGCGCCUGUGCUGUCGCGAACCAAUUCUUUUUUUUUUUUAAUGGAUACGUAUUAGUGUUGCGUGUUGUGUUUGUGAUGUUAUAAGUCGUGUGUAGUUGUGUUUAUUUUUACGUGAAUUUUGACAGUUCCAAUAUGCAGGGCCGGGAUAAAUUGUGCGCUAAACUCACAAGCGCAUUCCUCAGAAAGUGGUGGUUCGUGCUCGCCUCCGCCGUGGUACUGCUGUUGCUCGGUAUCAUCUGUGCCAUAUUCUUCGGCACCUGGGUCAGACUCUUCAUAGACCAUGAAUUAGUGCUUCGCCCCGGCUCGAUGACGUUCGAGUGGUGGGCGCGGCCCCCGGUGCGGCCGUUCAUACGGGUCUACGUGUACAACGUGACCAACGCGGACGAGUUCCUCAACAACGGCUCCAAGCCGGUGCUCAACGAGCUGGGGCCGUAUGUCUAUUCGGAAGAAUGGGAGAAAGUGAACAUAACAGACAACGAGAAUGGGACACUCUCGUUCAAUUAUCGCCGCACGUACACAUUCCAACCGGAGCUGAGUGCGGGCCCCGACGACGACGCCGUUGUUGUACCAAACAUACCGAUGUUGAGCGCUACAUCCCAGUCUAAGCAUGCAGCGCGGUUCCUCCGCCUGGCAAUGGCGUCAAUUAUGGAUAUUCUCAAGAUCAAACCAUUCGUGGAAGUGUCAGUGGGGCAACUGCUGUGGGGAUAUGAAGAUCCGCUCCUCAAAUUGGCCAAAGACGUGGUGUCCAAAGAACAAAAGCUUCCUUAUGAGGAGUUUGGGCUGUUGUAUGGGAAAAAUGGAACAUCACCAGACGUGGUGACGAUGUUCACUGGCGCCGACGAUAUGUCCAACUACGGUAUAUUCCAACGGUACAACAUGCGCGAGAGACUGCCCCACUGGACCACGGACCAAUGCAAUAGCAUAUCAGGGUCGGACGGCUCCAUAUUCCCACCGCACAUCACCAAGAAUGACACAUUAAGAGUUUAUGACAAAGACUUGUGCCGACUAUUACCUCUUAGAUACCUGGAGGACGUGGAAACAUCUGCGGGGGUAGAGGGUUACCGCUUUACGCCACCUGAAGACGUAUUCGCGGCAGACGAGCAUAACCGCUGCUUCUGUCCAGCCGGCCCGCCUUGUGCGCCCGACGGGCUGUUUAACGUCUCGCUGUGUCAAUAUGAUUCUCCAAUAAUGCUCUCAUUUCCACACUUUUACCUGGCGGACCCGGCACUUCGUGAGGCCGUCGAGGGCAUCUCGCCACCAGUACCUGAAGAUCACAGACUCUUUAUCGACGUGCAGCCGGAAAUGGGCAUCGCAAUGCGAGCUCGAGCGCGGAUCCAAAUCAACCUAGCGGUAUCUCAGGUGUUGGAUAUCAAGCAGGUCGCCAACUUUCCAGACAUUGUGUUCCCCAUAAUGUGGUUUGAAGAGGGUAUCGACUCGCUACCAGCAGAAGUGACAUCGCUACUGCGGCUGGCGACGCGCGCGCCGCCGCUGGCGCGCGCGGCGCUGGGCUGGGGGCUGUCCGCGCUCGGGCUGCUGCUCAUACUGCUCGCCGUCACCUGCCUCAUCAGGUCGUCCCACCGUCAGAGCACGCUGAGGCUGGAAGGCGCGGCGCUAGCGAGGCAGCCCCCCAAGCAACCGUCCAAGGACGCGCUCGAGCUCGGCAGACGGUAACCGACGGUACCUACCAUCCACCAAACAGCAUAGGUAUCCACCGCAGUGAAUUCCGUCCGAGCCACCGCGGCAUCCAAAAAUAGUGUACCUACAUUAAACAUCGAAAAGAGUAAAUGUGAUCACGUGACCGAAUUCUAAAUGUUCUCUUCGACAUAUAAUUUACCCUAUUAUUCAUAAAAACGUCAAACAUCCAACUUCCUAGCUUUGAACUCUACUAUACACACACACUUUCUUUUUCUUCGUUUAUCAAAAAGUGAUAAAACAUUAAUUGCUAAAACUUUAUUUAGUAUUUUAUCGUUUUGUCACUUUUUCAUCAAAAUAGGCAAUUUUACGUCUUGAUGAAUAAUAGCUUAAUAUUUGCGUGAUAUAGUUACGGUCAGAGCAUUAAUAGCGACACUGUGUGUGUUAUAUCGUGUUUUUAUAUACGAUUUAAAUUAGUCCUGAUUGAAAGGAUUUUAUACCAAAUGUAACAUUUUAAACGGAAAACAUACAACGUCUCUGUCUUAUAGGAAAAGACGGUAUAAACUUAACACUACCAUGGUCAUUUUUAUAAUACAAUACGACCCAAGUUACCUAAUUUUUAUACUGCCUUUCACCGACUGUUUCACAAACUAUGGUUGUGUGUUAUACAUUCCAUUUUAAUUGUAGAUAUCACUUUUUAUUAAAAAAAAAUUGUAGUAUGUAUAUUUUUAAUUUUUAUUACGUACUUAUUCAAUAAUUCAAUAUAGGUAUUAUUAUUGUUUAUUAGAUAAAAUUUUUAAUUAUUCAUUAUUAUAAUCUAUUAAAAAAUUCAAUCUACUUAUUUACAUUCUCAUUAUUUUUUAUUCUCGUAAUAUCUACUUUAAUUAUAUCUAAAUGAAUUCAAUACACGCAAUUUUAUAAUUAUUUAUAAUUUAAUGGAGGAAUUUCAUUUUAUUU